AUGUCAAGUAGAAGCUCCAUAUUGGACAGUCUUGAGGAGUUGGACUACUCUGAUCCUGAAAGUGUGCAUGAGGCUCAGAUGAAACCCACAAACCGGAGAAAGCAGGUGGCACCUGGGCCUCAGCCGCUUAAGAAACCCAGGAGGAAUGCUGCUUUACGGGUGCUGUCCAGCCCCAGCAGUAGCCCCGUCUCUGUUACUCCAGAGCCCUCCUUGCAGCAGCAGUCUUCCUCCCAGGGGACAUCCAGACAGCUCUCUCCCAGCAGAUCUUUGAGAAGUGUGAGCGAGGGAAACCAGGGAAUCAGUGCAAAGGAUAUCUAUUGUGCUGUUUGCUCAGGAAAAAGUGCGAUGAUGACUGUGGUGGAUGAGUGGCUGGACAGCUACAAACAGAGCCGAGAGGCGGGGUUGCUGGUGCUCAUCAACUUCAUUGUUCAGUGCUGCGGAUGCAAAGGUGUGGUCAGCAGAGAGAUGCUUGACAGGAUGCAGAAUGCUGAGAUUAUCAGCACACUAACCAAGGAGUUUAAUGAGGAUUCAGUGAACUACCCUUUAAGCACUCCAGGCCUUCAGCUGAAGCAUUUUAAAGCCGGUCUGUGUGAGUUUGCCCGGGUUCUGGUGCGCUCCUGUCGAAAUAGCUUGAUAUAUGAUGAAUACCUCUUCCCCUCCCUGCUGGCCUUGCUCACCGGUCUGUCUGACUCCCAAGUUAGAGCCUUCAGACACACCAGCACUCUGCUGGCCACGAAAUUGAUGUCAGGGUUGGUGGAAGUAGCUGUUGCAGUGAAUGUUCAGCUGCAGACCACCCAACGCCGUUACGAUAUAGAGAUCAGUAAGAGGCCAAACGAAAGAGCCUCUGACAAAGUGGAGCAACUGAAGGCGAUUCUCAGUGAGUUGCAAGAGAACAGAGAAGAGCUCUCCUCCAUGAUGAACGCCACUUUCCGUGGCGUCUUUGUACAUCGUUAUCGUGAUCAACUGCCUGAAAUCCGUGCAGCGUGCAUUGAGGAGUUGGGCCUGUGGCUGAAAACAGACCCGGAAGACUUCCUCAAUGAUGGAUGCCUGAAAUAUCUGGGGUGGAUGCUGAACGACAAGCAAAGUCCAGUGCGUCUGCAGUGUGUGCGUGCCCUGCAGGAUCUGUACCAGGAGACAGAGUUCAUUGGCCGCCUGGAGCUUUUCACUAGCAGAUUCAAAGAGAGGAUUCUCAACAUGGUGCUGGACAAAGACUUAGACGUGGCGGUGGAAGUGGUCAAUCUGUUGCUGAUGAUCCAACAGAAUGCAGAGGAAGGCCUGAAAGAGGAGGAGUGUGGACACGUCUAUCCUUUGGUUUAUGCUUCACACCGAGGUCUGGCUUCUGCAGCCGGUGCAUUCCUCUACAACAAACUGAAACAUGUAAUUGAUCUUGACACCCAGGGGAAGGAUCAAAGCAACAAUGCCCCCUUUUUUCAAAUACUCAUCUCCUUCUAUAUCCAGAGUGAGUUUCAUGAGCAUGGGGCGUACCUGGUGGACAGUCUGUGGACUGCAGCAGGGUCUGAGCUGAAAGACUGGGAGACGAUGACAACUCUGCUUCUUCAAGAUUCUGGAUUGCUGUACGAGGAGGAGGGUGUGCUCUUGGAAAUUAUGAUGUGUGCCAUGAGACAGGCAGCACAAGCAACUCCACCUGUUGGGAGAAGUCAGGGCAAAAAGAUCCAGAGUAUGAAGGAUAAGAAGAUCCAGGAACAAGACAGGAAUUGCAUUACCACACACUUCAUCCCUAUACUGCCACAGCUGCUUACCAAGUACUCGGCAGAUGCGGCAAAGGUGAGCCUUCUUCUCAAAGCUCCUCUUUACUUCGAUCUGGAGAUGUUCAGUAGCACUCAGUGGCUGGAAAAGCAUCUGGACCUGCUGCUGUCUCAGAUAUGUGGCAUUGUCAAAAAGCACACAGAGGUCAAUGUGCUGCAGGCUUGUAGCCACCUGGUUAGCACCCUCUGCUCAGACUGCUACACCUUCUCCUCCCGCGCACACCUGGCGUUCAGUCAGCUGAUGGAUGAACUGACUGAAUGUUUCAACACCUACCUAAGUGACCUUCUGCAGGGAAAUGCAGAUGAGGAUGACCUAUACACUGCCACCACCGCCUUGAAGAGAAUCGCUGCCUUGAGCAGUGUUAAAGACCCAACUGGUUGGAAGCUGUUUGACUCCUGUCUUGAGUUACUGAAGAACAGGCUGGAGUCUAUGGAUUUUGACACAGAGCUCAUGGUGGCGGCUCUGAAAUGUGCAGGAUUUCAUCUUAUGUGGGCCAAAGUGAAUGUAAUCAACUUCAAGCCAGAUAAGACUGAACUGAAACGUCUGAAGAAGGAUGUACGUUUCUUCUGCAGAAUCUGUCAGCCCUGUUUGUGUCUGGAUAAGACUGAGAUAAGAGAUCAGGCGUUUGAGCUGCUGUGUGACCUGCUGCUGUUGUACAGCACGUGUUCGGUUAGCACAGAGCCGGCUCUGCAAACACUGGUCCACCUGCCGUCUGAUUCUCUCCGUGCUGAGUUGGCUUCUUUCCUUCUGGACUACGUCUUUGCCGACACAGAAGAUGUUGAGCUUGAAGAUGAAGAUGAUCUAAAAAUUGGUCUUCUUCAGAAGAAGCGCAACCAGCUGGCAGGUUACUGUAAGCUGGUGAUCUACGGGGUUCUGGACCUCAGUGCAGCAACCAAUAUCUUCAAGCACUAUAGCAAGUAUUUUAAAGAGUUUGGUGAUAUCAUAAAGGAGACUGUGAGCAAGAGCAAACUCAUCAGCCCCAUACAGAGCGCCAAGACUGUCUGCCUGAGCCUGCAGCAGAUGUUCUCAGAGAUGCUUACGGAGGGCCAAAACCAGCAGGAUUUUGCUGAAAUUCGAGACUUGGCCAAACGGCUUGCCAUGAGCUUCGGCGUCGAUCUUCAACAUGUCCGCAAACCGCUGGUGGCCCUGCACUUGGACGGUAUACGUUUUGCAUUUCGAGGUGCGCAGGACGAAGGGGAGGGACAUCCAAAUGUGACCUUCUUGGAAGUCCUCAGCGAGUUCAGCUUCAAGCUGGUUCCACAAGACCGCAACCAACUGUGA
This is a messenger RNA of Nematolebias whitei (Rio pearlfish), 3048 nucleotides long. RefSeq names its product cohesin subunit SA-2 (gene stag3). Gene Ontology annotation, cellular component: nucleus; cohesin complex; chromatin. The record is from RefSeq and is a predicted model, not a curated record. The transcript is spliced from 26 exons. NCBI's taxonomy places the organism in Eukaryota, Metazoa, Chordata, Actinopteri, Cyprinodontiformes, Rivulidae. Gene Ontology annotation, molecular function: chromatin binding. Gene Ontology annotation, biological process: sister chromatid cohesion. Bases 1 to 3048 code for a protein of 1015 amino acids.